This is a messenger RNA of Nicrophorus vespilloides, 863 nucleotides long. RefSeq names its product transcription initiation factor TFIID subunit 9 (gene Taf9). The coding region runs from base 110 to 784 and encodes 224 amino acids. Gene Ontology annotation, cellular component: transcription factor TFIID complex; SAGA complex. Lineage: Eukaryota; Metazoa; Arthropoda; Insecta; Coleoptera; Silphidae. Gene Ontology annotation, molecular function: transcription coactivator activity; protein heterodimerization activity; RNA polymerase II general transcription initiation factor activity. The transcript is spliced from 2 exons. The record is from RefSeq and is a predicted model, not a curated record. Gene Ontology annotation, biological process: RNA polymerase II preinitiation complex assembly; DNA-templated transcription initiation.
GUAUUAUUGGUAUUUAUGUUUGGUUCAUGUUUGGUUUGGUAUUUUCCUUUAAAAUUGACAUAAUUUUUGAUUUUUAUGAAUUCUAUUGUUGCUUAAUUUUUUGGUGAAUAUGGCCGAGAAGGAGAAACCAAAGCCCGCGCCGGCAAAAAAUAUGCCCAAGGAUGGACAAGUAAUAAUUGCCAUAUUAAAAGAGAUGGGUGUUACUGAAUAUGAACCAAAAACCAUAGUUCAGCUCACAGAGUUUGUAUAUCGAUAUGGUUCAACCAUUUUGGAAGAAGCCAGGGUUUUUGCAAAUAAUUCAAAAAAGAGAUUGCUAGAUUUAGAUGAUGUUAGGUUGGCCCUCCAAUUGCAAAGUGAAAGUACAUUUACAAUGCCACCACCAAGAGAGGUUCUACUGGAAUGUGCUAGGAAUAAAAACAACAAUCCAUUGCCAUUGAUCAAACCACCGUGCGGUCUACGACUACCGCCAGAUCGUCAUUGUCUAUCAUCUGCAAAUUACGUUUUGAAGGGGGUGCAGAAGAAGCCUGUAAAGAACUCGUUUAAUAGUAGCAAACCUACUGUAAAUAUUAUCAAACGCACAAACAAUUUCGGAAUCCAGAAACAGACUGUUUCCAUUCCAAAACCAGUGACAAAGAUAUCCAAUCCAAAUUUGCAGCCACAGAAAACUGUUCUCAAGCCAAAAAUUCAAAUUACACAGACAUUGCAGAAUGCAAGCAGCAAUGGUAUUACAAAUAGCAGCAACAACAUGGAUAUGAAACGAAAGAGAGAGGAAGUUGAUGAUUAGUAAUUCUGUUUAAUAUAUUAUUUUUACAUUUUAUAACAACUAAACAUAUUUUAAUUAAUAAAAUUAUAUACUAUCUACA